AUGGCGUGUUUAACGCAUCCCUACUAUGAGAGCGAUAUUAAUGCAUUAUUGCCUGGUCUUCAUGUAUUGAAAGCAGGUAUAUAUGCGUUCAAGAAAGGAUAUACAGUUUUACUCCAACCACCAGCUAAAAUGUCAAAGACAAAUGUCUAUGCAAUGUUUGGAGGAGAAAAGUAUACAUUGCUUAAGAAUAACAUUAUUGGUAUUGAAUUCAAUGAAAGUGGCUUUAUUUAUGUUAAUGGUAAAGCAAGUAUUCAAUCAAUUGUUGUGUCAGUAUCUAAACUUAACACCGAUGAUACCCUAUAUUUGAUUGGAAGAGGUGAAUUACGCAUUGGAAAUAUGGAAAAUGUUAAUUAUACAAUUGAAAAUCAGAAAAAUUAUUCAUUUGUUCUUUCAUCAUUUGAUGGAAAAGGUCGAUCAAGAAUGGAUGGAGAUGUCAUUAACGAGUCUAUAGAAGUUAAAAAUUACAAAGCUGAUGGCACGAAGAUUGUUAAUGAAGAAUCAUCAAGAAAGUUAUUGGCCGAGGCUUCAAAUCCAGAUAAUAUUAGUGUAUAUUCAGUACAAAUUACAAAUGCAGGUUACAAGUUCAGUUAUAAAUUCAAAACAAUGAGAUCAAGAGACAAAGAUUCAAUCAUAAUUAAUUCACAAUUGGGAACUCAUUUUCUGGCUUCAAGACCUGAUUCAUACACGGAAGAUGAAACUCCAACUCCAACACCAGCUCCUACUUCUGAAUCGGAUGGUUCUAAAAAUGGCAGUAUUAAUCCUGCGAAGUUAACAGGCAUCGUUAUCGGGUUAAUUAUUGUUAUAGCAAUUGUUUGUGUCAUUAUUUUCUUUGUUCUGAAAAAGAAGAGGCAAGCAAAGCACAAUGACUCAGAAGAAGGAGAUGUUCAUACAGAUGAGUCUAUGUACAGCUAUGAAUCAGCAUAA
This is a messenger RNA of Trichomonas vaginalis G3, 924 nucleotides long. RefSeq names its product glycoprotein 38 family. Lineage: Eukaryota; Parabasalia; Trichomonadida; Trichomonadidae. The coding region runs from base 1 to 924 and encodes 307 amino acids. The transcript has a single exon. The record is from RefSeq and is a predicted model, not a curated record.